AUGGAUGCUCCUGAAUCAACUCAGUUCCUUACUAACCUAAGUGGGUCUUUUGGGGACGAUAAAGACUUGAGACUUUGGAGUCUAACGACAAAUGGGUUCUUCUCUGUUAAAUCUUUCUACUGUCGCCUUAUUGAUGGGGAUCUUCAGUGCUUGAUUGCUAACUUCUUCUGGAAAAGCCUUUAUCCGAGGAAGGUGAGCUUUGCAUGUGUGAAGAUUACAGCAAUAUGCCCAAUAACAUUGCUAGAUAGAGUGAGUGAUUUACUAAGAUGGGAGCAGAAGAAGAAAACAACAGACCUCCCAUGGAAGUCACACUCUCUUCCAAUCCUUUCACCUUCCAGCCCUCUCUACCACACCCCUUCCUCUCCUUCACCUUUAUCAGAAACCGAAGAACAAGACCUCCGGCUUGCCAAAGAAAGACUAACCACCCUCUCCCAGAGAUGCAGUGACUUCAACGUCCCUCUACUCAUUGAUGCAGAGUACACCUCAGUGCAACCAGCCAUUGACUACUUAACAUACUCAGCAAUCCUCAGGUUCAACCACAUUGACCGGCCUAUCGUUUAUGGUACAAUUCAGGCCUACUUAAGGGAUGCCAAAGAGAGGUUGAUGCUUGCAGUGGAGGCUGCUGACAAGGAGCGAAUUUCUAUAGGUUUCAAGUUAGUCAGAGGUGCUUACUUAACAAGAGAAACAGAACUUGCUUCAUCUUUAGGUGCAGGUUCACCCAUUCACAGCAGUAUAGAAAAAACACAUGCAUGUUACAAUGACUGCACCUCCUUCAUGCUUGGAAAGGUUGUCAGUGGGUCUGGUUCUGUUGUGCUUGCCACACAUAAUUUUAACUCAGGAAAAUUUGCAGCAGCAAAAGCUGAAGAAUUGGGGAUUGAUAAAGGAGAUCAGAAACUGCAAUUUGCACAGCUGAAAGGAAUGGCUGAAGCACUGUCAAUAGGAUUGAGUAAUGCUGGUUACCUAGUGAGUAAGUACUUGCCUUUUGGACCUGUGGAUCAGAAACUGCAAUUUGCACAGCUGAAAGGAAUGGCUGAAGCACUGUCAUCUCUUACCUUCUCCGCAGGGCUGAGGAGAACAGAGGUUUCCUCUCUGCUUCCACUUUGGACAGGCAACUCAUGA
Messenger RNA from Dioscorea cayenensis subsp. rotundata (Guinea yam), 1119 nucleotides. Its product is annotated as proline dehydrogenase 1, mitochondrial-like. The coding region runs from base 1 to 1119 and encodes 372 amino acids. The transcript has 3 exons. NCBI's taxonomy places the organism in Eukaryota, Viridiplantae, Streptophyta, Magnoliopsida, Dioscoreales, Dioscoreaceae. Gene Ontology annotation, molecular function: FAD binding; proline dehydrogenase activity. Gene Ontology annotation, cellular component: mitochondrion. The record is from RefSeq and is a predicted model, not a curated record.